AUGAAGGCCAAUCUGGUAAUUCCUCCGUUCAUUCUUGUGCAUAUUUUGCUACUUAAGGCUGUAGAGUGUCGAUCUCUGCUGUCUGUAGAUCCACCCCGAGAGCAGCUGACGAGGACACGACGCGACGACGUCGACGAUGAUUAUGAGGAUUACGCUGAAUCGACCUCUAUAGAUUUAAUGUCAGCGACAUUGAGUGCCGAUGAAAUGCGUCAGUAUAUUUUACCAGCCAGUUUACCAAUGUCACCGGAAUCCGAGGAAUCCAUUCAACUAACGGACCAAUCUAAUCAUGCUCCGGAAUAUAUGAUGGAGCUGUAUAAACAAUAUUCCUCCAAACGACUUGCCAGUCCGGAAUCGUCCAUAGUCCGGAGUUUCACCAAUAUCAAUCAGGGCGAAGGUAAGCUACCAUUAUUUCCGCCUAUUUGUACAUCGGCUACGUUGACGGCGCAACAAUCCAGGGUACAUACGAUGAUUUUCAACAUCACCAGUAUAUCUCUCGAGGAGGUAGUUGACCUUGCGGAACUCCGACUCUUUACCUUGGUAGAAAAGGAUCGAAACGCAUAUAUAGGUGUGGACAGGAAAGUGUCCGUGUUUGAGGUCAUCCCUGCGAAUGACCAACCGUAUAAACUAGUAAAUUCAAAACAUAUAUACGGCCGUAAUAGCAACUGGGAGACGUUUGACGUCACUUCGGCGGUGAAACGGUGGGUAAACGAUGUCACUUCUGUACAAAUAUUAGAAAUUAGAAUAGAAAAUGUCUUUCACAGUGUUAGUUUUGGUGAGUUAGAUAUUGACGCUCGUCCUAAAACUAGGACGGAACCAUUGCUAGUGGUAUUCUCCAGUGAAUAUAGUAAGAGACGGCUUCACAUGAAGGAGAGACACGAAAUGGUCACACAUGAAAUGGACUCGUUUGACCUCAUGGGGGAUCUAAAUGGCACACAGGCUAACCAAUCAGAAUCAAAUACAUUACAACAACGUUUCAAACGAAAGGCAAACAAGAAGGGGACAGUGUGUCGUCGGCGCCCUCUAUACAUACAAUUUAGUGAUAUAGGCUGGGAUAGAUGGAUUAUCGCCCCUCAGGGCUAUCAGGCCUACCAAUGUGCCGGGAAGUGCUUUUUCCCGUUCAGUGACUACCUAUCUCCUACGAAACACUCUAUAAUACAAACGCUUCUGAAUUCUAAAAACCCUAAGAAGGCAAGUAGAGCGUGUUGUGUUCCAACAAAACUGGAUUCUAUUUCUAUUCUUUAUGUGGAUGAAAUGGGAGUUGUAACUUUUAAGUACACAUAUGACGGAAUGGUAGUUAAGGAAUGUGGCUGCAGGUAA
This is a messenger RNA of Ylistrum balloti, 1317 nucleotides long. Its product is annotated as bone morphogenetic protein 10-like. The transcript has 3 exons. The record is from RefSeq and is a predicted model, not a curated record. Gene Ontology annotation, molecular function: growth factor activity; cytokine activity. Bases 1 to 1317 code for a protein of 438 amino acids. Gene Ontology annotation, cellular component: extracellular region. Gene Ontology annotation, biological process: SMAD protein signal transduction; BMP signaling pathway. NCBI's taxonomy places the organism in Eukaryota, Metazoa, Mollusca, Bivalvia, Pectinida, Pectinidae.